GAGCAGGGUAUUCAUUCACAUAUCAUAGCCUUGUUAAUCCUAUAAAUUCUCAAAGGAGUCCUAUUUAUUCUCUCACAAACCCCCAAGCUCUAAUUGCUGCUGCACCAACACUCCUAAGAACCACCAAUAUGGCUCGUCUGAGCUUCUUGCUCGCGGGCUCCUUGGCAGUCCUGGCCAGUCUCGCCCAAGCUGGUUCAGCUGUCGUCGACUUGAUCCCAAGUAACUUCGACAAUGUCGUCCUAAAAUCCGGAAAGCCCGCACUCGUCGAGUUCUUCGCUCCCUGGUGUGGCCACUGCAAGAACCUCGCUCCGACGUACGAGGAACUCGCGCAGACCUUCGCCUUCGCCGAGGACAAGGUCACCAUCGCCAAGGUCAAUGCAGACGAGCACAGAGACCUUGGAAAGAGGUUUGGUGUUCAGGGAUUCCCGACAUUGAAGUGGUUUGAUGGUAAGAGUGACACGCCUGAGGAGUACAAGAGCGGGCGCGAUCUCGAGAGCUUGUCCUCUUUCAUUACGGAGAAGACGGGUAUCAGAGCUCGUGGUCCGCAGAAGGAGCCUAGCAGUGUUGAGAUGUUGUCCGAUUCUUCCUUCCAGAGUACCAUUGGUGGAGACAAGGAUGUAUUGGUUGCGUUUACGGCGCCUUGGUGUGGACACUGCAAGAACCUUGCCCCGACCUGGGAAGCCCUCGCAAAGGACUUCGUUCGCGAACCCAAUGUUGUCGUCGCUAAAGUCGACGCAGAGGCCGAGAACUCUAAGGCUACGGCCAAGGCGCAAGGCAUCACCGGAUACCCGACCAUCAAGUUCUUCCCCAAGGGCUCCACGGAGCCGGAGACGUACCAAGGCGCCCGAUCUGAGCAGGCAUUCGUCGACUUCCUUAACACCAAGACCGGAACGAACCGUGUUGUGGGAGGUGGUCUGAAUGAUAAAGCCGGCAUCAUCCCCAGCCUUGAUGAUGUGGUUGCCAAGUAUGUCUCAUCGCACAGUUUCAGUGAGCUUGCUUCCGAAAUCAAGAAAGCGACCGAGGGCCUCAAGGACAAGUACGCCAAGUACUAUGUCAAGGUUGCGGAGAAGAUCAGCAAGAGCGAGGACUACGCUAGCAAGGAGUACAAUCGACUCCAGAAGAUUUUGGGCAAAGAAGACAAGGAGACUGCUGAGCAUAAGGAUGAGCUGUAGAGAAGUACUUCCUGGUCUUCUUGCUUAUCUUAUUUCAUGAUGCGUGUUUGGCAGUUUAAAAAAGAGAGAUGGGGAAGGAAAGAAUGUUACCUUUCUCCCUGAACGUUUAAAUUGGAUAUCUGACAUUGAAUUUGGGGAACGAAAUAGUAGGACCAGAGUAUUUUAUUGAAAUACAGUCGCG
Messenger RNA from Monascus purpureus, 1353 nucleotides. The record is from the annotation of a GenBank genome assembly. Lineage: Eukaryota; Fungi; Ascomycota; Eurotiomycetes; Eurotiales; Aspergillaceae.